UGCGUCAUCGGGCGCCGCCCGCGUGGGCGUGGCCACGGGGGUCACCAGCACCCGGCGCGCAGCGAUCAUGGUCCCUGCGGCCGCCGGCCCUCCGGAGGUGGUUCGCGCGGCGCAAAAGGACGACUACUAUCGCGGCGGGCUGCGGAGCGCGGCGGGCGGCGCCCUGCACAGCUUGGCGGGUGCGAAGAGGUGGCUGCAGUGCAGGAGAGAGAUCGAGCUGCUGUCGGACAUAGCCUACUUCGGCCUCACCACGCUUGCAGGCUACCAGACCCUCGGGGAGGAGUAUGUUGGCAUCAUCCAGGUGGACCCGUCCCAGAGCCGAGUGCCCUCGAGGUUGCGCCGUGGCGUGCUGGUCGCGCUGCACACCGUCCUGCCCUACCUGCUGGACCGGGCCUCCACGCACCUGGAGCACGAGCUGCAGGCGGACGCCGCCGGCGCCAGGCCCUCGCAGGGCAGCCCGGCGGCCGCCGACAGGCGCGGCCGGCCGGGAGCGAGGCUCUGGGUGCAGCGGCACGUGGCCGCGCUGACCGAGCAGCAGAAGAGGGUGCUCCUGCGGGCCGUGCUGGUGCUCAGGCAGGGCCUCGCCUGCCUCCAGCGGCUCCAUGUUGCCUGGUUCUAUAUCCACGGUGCCUUCCACCACCUGGCCAAGAGGCUCACGGGAAUCACUUACCUUCGCGUGCGCUCCCCACCUGCAGAGGACACAAAGGCUCGUGAAAGCUACAGGCUGCUGGGGUUCAUCUCCCUGCUGCACCUGGCCUUGUCCGUGGGCCUGCAGCUCUACGGCUUUCGGCAGAGGCAGCGCGCGCGGCGGGAGUGGAAGCUACAUCGCGGCCUGUCUCAUCGCAGGAGCCACGUGGAAGAGAAAGCCAUUUCCAGAAACUCCCUGUGUACUCUGUGCCUGGAGGAGCGCCGACACUCAACAGCCACACCCUGCGGCCACCUGUUCUGCUGGGAGUGCAUCACCCAGUGGUGUGACACCAAGACGGAGUGCCCUCUCUGCAGGGAGAAGUUCCCUCCCCAGAAGCUCGUCUACCUGCGGCACUAUCGCUAACCUGACCAAGGGCGGAGGAGCCCACGAGUCUUUCUUCACGUUGGGAGAAUCCUGAUCCGUUCCCAAGGUCAACUUGCACAGAAAUCACAAAAUUCUCGAGUUUCACUUCACGUCACAUAAGCAACGCUGCCAGCAGCUCCAGCAGCAGAGGCCGGACCUGCCGGCGAAACGGCCGGCCCGGGGCCUUCGGGCGGGAAGGAGGCUGGGGCUCCCCAUUCCGUGGACCCCCGAGCCCCCGGCGCCGGCGGCAAGCAGCGGAGCCCCCCUGGGGGGCCGGCCGCACCACAGCCAGGCCGCUUCUGGUCUCCCUCCCUUCCCCAGACCGUUCACGUGCCGACGGCAGCUCUGUAGGAGGCACGUGGUCAGGGUUUGGCCCGAAGGGGCAAGUGUGGCCAAGAGCAGAGAACGCGGCUCAACAGUCACCGAGCCGCCAGCCCCGAAGACCCAAAUCCUUGCCCUGGUCACCAGAGGCAGGCUGCCGGUGGCUCAGGCACACCGUUCACGGGAGUAGAGAGACUCCGAGGGGCUGUACCUCCACCUGAGAAGGUCAGCACGUGCCUUUUAACACACACGCGUUUGUUUCCCAUCUUAGAAAACGAAGUCUGCAUCUCGGCUGAGGUCUGCCCGGAGUUCCGGGUGCACAGCCAGCCUGCCCGAGAGGUUCUCUCUCU
Molecule: messenger RNA, 1722 nt
Organism: Leopardus geoffroyi (Geoffroy's cat)
Lineage: Eukaryota; Metazoa; Chordata; Mammalia; Carnivora; Felidae
Gene: PEX10
Product: peroxisomal biogenesis factor 10
Exons: 6
Coding region: 68-1051 (327 amino acids)
Biological process (GO): protein import into peroxisome matrix
Cellular component (GO): peroxisomal membrane
Molecular function (GO): hydrolase activity; zinc ion binding
Source: RefSeq, a predicted model, not a curated record